Molecule: messenger RNA, 1556 nt
Organism: Xenopus laevis (African clawed frog)
Lineage: Eukaryota; Metazoa; Chordata; Amphibia; Anura; Pipidae
Gene: dnaja2.S
Product: DnaJ heat shock protein family (Hsp40) member A2 S homeolog
Biological process (GO): protein folding; response to heat
Cellular component (GO): membrane
Molecular function (GO): ATP binding; heat shock protein binding; Hsp70 protein binding
Source: RefSeq, marked provisional
AGUCCUUGUCCCCAACGGAGGGCUCUCGGCUUCUUCCGUCUUCUCGCUCUCUAAAGGCCCUCCGCCGCCGCCUUCUUUCAGCACCCCGCCAUGUCCAACGUCGUGGAUACGAAGCUCUACGACAUCCUUGGGGUGCUUCCCGGUGCAAGUGAGAACGACUUAAAGAAGGCAUAUCGCAAAUUGGCUAAGGAAUAUCACCCUGACAAGAACCCAAAUGCAGGAGAUAAGUUCAAAGAAAUAAGUUUUGCUUAUGAAGUUCUGUCCAAUCCAGAAAAGCGUGAACAAUACGACCGAUAUGGAGAACAGGGUCUACGUGAAGGAAGUGGGGGGAGUGGCAUGGACGAUAUAUUUUCACACAUAUUUGGCGGCAGUCUCUUUGGGUUCAUGGGUGGUCAAAGUCGUAGUCGCAAUGGGAGAAGAAGAGGAGAAGACAUGAUGCAUCCACUUAAGGUGUCUUUAGAAGAUUUAUACAAUGGCAAGACAACCAAACUUCAGCUCAGCAAGAAUGUUCUGUGUAGCUCCUGUAAUGGGCAAGGUGGUAAAACGGGUGCAGUUCAGAAGUGCUCAGCCUGCAGAGGACGGGGUGUCCGUGUCAUGAUUAGACAGCUGGCUCCAGGCAUGGUACAACAGAUGCAGUCUGUGUGCUCCGACUGCAAUGGUGAAGGAGAAGUAAUUAAUGAAAAAGAUCGUUGUAAAAAAUGCGAAGGCAGUAAAGUGAUUAAAGAGGUUAAGAUUAUAGAAGUUCAUGUUGAUAAAGGCAUGAAACAUGGUCAGAGAAUCACAUUCAGUGGGGAAGCAGACCAAGCUCCCGGAGUAGAACCAGGAGAUAUUGUUCUAGUUCUACAGGAAAAGGAUCAUGAGGUUUUCCAAAGGGAUGGAAAUGACUUGCACAUGACACACAAGAUUGGACUUGUUGAAGCCUUGUGUGGCUUUCAGUUCACAUUUAAGCAUCUUGAUGCUCGUCAGAUUGUUGUCAAAUAUCCUGCAGGCAAAGUUAUUGAGCCAGGCUCUGUUCGUGUAGUUAGAGGUGAAGGCAUGCCACAGUACCGCAACCCCUUUGAAAAAGGAGAUCUCUUCAUCAAAUUUGAUGUUGUUUUUCCAGAAAACAACUGGAUUAACCCUGAAAAGCUUACAGAACUGGAGGAUCUUCUGCCAUCCAGACCAGAAGCCCCCGCAAUAUCUGGUGAAACAGAGGAAGUAGACCUGCAAGAAUUUGAUAGCACUCGAGGAUCUUCAGGUGGUCAGAGACGUGAAGCGUAUAAUGAUAGUUCUGAUGAUGAGAGCAGCCACCAUGGUCCGGGAGUACAGUGUGCACACCAGUAAAUAUUUGGGGCGGGGGGGGAGUUAUGCAAUUGGAUUUUCGUUUAAAUUUUGCCUGGUUUUGUUUCUGCGACCUGGCUGAGUUGCCCAAACAAUCAAUAUCUGAUGGACAUUUUUGUUGCUGUAUGUGUACCUUUUUAAUUAGUUCCAUAGUAUUUACAGAGUGUAUAAUUUAAAAUAACCAUUAUGCUUACAUGCAGUUUUGACUGUUCCAUAGCAAAAUAAAACACUCAAAA